AUGUCGGACUCCACGCCGACAGAACAGUUUGUCUCCAAAAAGGAGUCGGACCAGAACGAAGACUUAAAACAGAUCCCCACUAGGCCCCGGGGAGCUCAGAAGGCAGGAAUCCUGGGCACACCGCCCUCAAACCCCAGGGGCGCGGGGGCUCAGGGAGGUCAGCCGGCCCGCGGGCGCACCUGCUGGCUCUCUGGCCUUGGGCGGUUGAGCGCCUUCUCCGGUCCCGCUUCUCUGGCACCAGGGGGUGUCGACCUUUUGCCAGAUAUUUUACCGGCAGAAAGGGAUUUAUUUGGGAGGAACGGAGGACUGCAACCUGGGAUUGCAAGCCACCGCAGAAACCGUGUGGUAGGGGGCCUCUUCCCGAGGUCGCUGAGGUCGGCUCACCGUCUCCGGGCUCCGGACACCCUUCGGUACCUGCUGUGGGCAUGUUUCUCCUUCGGGAAGAGCCAGGUGUCAGGUUCCCCACACGAGGCCUCGGUGUGCGUCCCGAUGCCCCAGCUCGCCCAGCGCCUGGCUGCCAGGCACGGCGCCCGGCCAGGGGCAGCCGCACACCAGCCUGGCACUGGCGAAACAGCGGACUUCCUGCGGUCCACCACCCCCAGGGAGACCCCCCGCCUCCAGGCUGGCCCUCCCUACGCCCUGGGGUUUCCUGCGGCCUCUUACGUCCUCUCCGUGAUUUCUCAGUUGUGGUACGGGUGCCCCCUAAUGUCCCAGGCAGGACGCUGACUGACGCAGUCGCAGAGGUGCUCUUCCAGAAGGUCUGUGACCAACUGCAACAUGAUGUAUAGCUCAUGUCUAUCUGCAUCUGUGGCUGUGUCUGUAUCUAAUCUAGCUGUGGAGACCUACCUACUUCCUAAAAACAUGGUAACCAUCGGGGUGCCUGGGCGGCUCAGGCAGUUAAGCCUGGGACUCCAGCGCAGGUCAUGAGCUUGUGGUCCGUGAGUCCGAGCCCUGUGUUGGGCUCUGUGCGGACAGCUCAGAGCCUGGAGCCUGCUUUGGAUUCUCUGUCUCUCUCUC
Messenger RNA from Felis catus (domestic cat), 1017 nucleotides. RefSeq lists its product as uncharacterized. Lineage: Eukaryota; Metazoa; Chordata; Mammalia; Carnivora; Felidae. The transcript is spliced from 4 exons. The record is from RefSeq and is a predicted model, not a curated record. Bases 1 to 726 code for a protein of 241 amino acids.